This is a messenger RNA of Acyrthosiphon pisum (pea aphid), 775 nucleotides long. Its product is annotated as E3 ubiquitin-protein ligase RNF8-like. Gene Ontology annotation, cellular component: site of double-strand break; cytosol; ubiquitin ligase complex. The coding region runs from base 138 to 659 and encodes 173 amino acids. Gene Ontology annotation, biological process: ubiquitin-dependent protein catabolic process; protein K48-linked ubiquitination; double-strand break repair. The transcript has 4 exons. The record is from RefSeq and is a predicted model, not a curated record. Gene Ontology annotation, molecular function: ubiquitin protein ligase activity; histone binding. Lineage: Eukaryota; Metazoa; Arthropoda; Insecta; Hemiptera; Aphididae.
UAGUAUACUAUGUGUAAGACGUAGACAUCACUCAAUUUUAAUGAAUAUAAAUAUAUAUGGAAUAAAUAAAAAAAUUUCAGAAGCAGGAUUACAAUCGAGAGUUAAAUAACGAGUUGACUAUUUAUCGCAGAAGAUGUAUGUUGCAGAAAGAAUUGUUGGACACACAAAUUGCUAAAGAAGAAGACUCUGUGGAAACCCUCAAAACCCAAAUUAAUAAACUCUUAGAAAAUGAUUUUCAAUGUGCUAUUUGUAAUGAAGUGGUCUUUCGGCCAAGUAUAGCUAAUUGUGCUCACACUUUCUGCGAAGGCUGUCUCAAAUCAUGGUUGUCUAGAAGCAAUCAUUGUCCCACCUGCCGAAGCGUUGUAAAUUCUACAACUUACUCUUUUUCUUUGGAUAAUUAUAUCACAAACCUAUGUGACCUUCUGGGUGGAACAAUAAAAGAACAACGUCUUACUCUACAAAGUGAAAGGAAUGGGCAUCCACCUCAAGUGGCUAAAAGAGGUAGACGAAAGGCGGCAAAUCAAUCAACCCGCGGUAGAAGAGAGCCACCGACAUAUGAAUUAAUUGAUGACAACCCUACCAGAAAUAAUUCUAGAUUUACUAACGGGUCACAUAACAUUAUUGACAUUGUAGAUCUUACAAAUAACACGUCUCGAUAAUGUUAAUUAUUUCAUGUAACAUUUUGAGUAUACUGAAAUGAUUAUUUUAUGUCUUAUUUUCAACUUAAAAUCACUAAUUUCAUAAGUUAAUGAAAUCUUAGUGCAUUCAUUUAUAA